UAUUGAAACCAAAGAGACUGGUGGCUAGCAAGAAGUGCUAUGGCGGACGAUGCAAACUUGUUUACUUAUCCGUCUUUUGGGGAGCGAUACCAGUCGGAUCUGGAAAUAAUCUACCAGAAGUAUGAGCAGACUUUUGAUGGUGGUACUGUUGAAUCUGAAGAAAUUCUUCUUAGCAGUCUAACAAAUGAAGAGGCGUGUGAACCAUGGUUGAAAGCAUUUCUUGGGUGCAAUGGUGAAACAGUAGACGAUGAAGAUGGAAAAGAAGAUGAUGGUGAUGACGAUGAUGAUGAAGAUGAUGAUGAUGGGUGGGAAUCGGACUCUAGCGGACCUGCACAGCCUCACAACACGUCGACAGACCUCAGCGAUGUUGAUACGCAACAAAACAUCGAUGACCCACAAGAAAUAGCCAAUUCUCGAGCCAAGCAACAAUUUGAUAAAAGGGACGAAGAACUAAUCUCUUUGGAACCCCAAUCUGAAGAUUCUAAUGAACCCCAGAUGCCAGGGUGCGGAUCGCCGCUGAAUACGUUUAUCUCUGGUAUGAAGAUCAGUGAUGUUCUGACCAGUACUACGAUCGAGACAUCUCCGCCACCAGAAUCUGCGGAUUUUUUUAUUGGAGAAAAUGGUAAGCCUCCCUUCAUGAGCAAAGGACCUGAACGAAUUUCAUCACCAAAAAGAAAGAGCUCUUUCACUGAUGAGACAACUGCCGAUAAGACAUCUUCUUUGCAGCUCCAUCGCAAUCACUCACAAAAUCUUGCUCAAGCUAUCCUUAAUUCCAGGAAUCGUAUUGCUAAUGUGCUAUUCAAAGCUGUUACAAAGCCCUCGCGGUCUUCCCAACGGAGCAUUACCCUGCAUAGCUCUACAAGCAGCUUUAAUAACAUAUCUUCUCGAGGGAGCUUCUCCGCGACCACAUCUUUCCUUCCUGGUAAGCUCCUUAGAGAAUUCAAUAGUCUGCUCACUGCCGAGAUGGCGCCAGAGUCGCGUAGGGGUCUUACUCUAGUGCGACAGCCAUGCUACCCUGUUGUACCUUGUGUCGGGAACAAAACCUCAAGGCGAUUAUCUGGCGGUGAGAGCAUGAAAGGCGGGAGAGUCACACUGAUUGCGAGUAGGAAAACGGUUAAGUUAAACCCUCAGAAGUCACGCGCCUCUAUCAAGGAGAUUGAAGGGGAACAUGCCCGUUCUAAUUCUGUGGUCUCGCUAGAUGUUCCUCAAGAAACUUGUAAUACAGCCCUAGUAACUCAUGGAUCAAGCCCUCUCAAUUGGAAAUCAAUUCGUCCGAUCGUUUCUCAUAGAAUGAGAAUAACUGACGUUGCCUUAAACGCUGUGUCGAGCAAGCCUGUUUACAAAGCGUUCAGACCCGUUAAGUCUCCUGGGAGGGAACAAAAGCCGGUGAUUAGUCUGAUGCCGACACCGAAAAGCGUCACAACUGGUACAACACCCGCUACGACGAGUGAACAACUCGUUGCAGCAAGUGGCUCAGUCGUUGCCAGAGACGACGACGAAGCUUCACAAGAUAGUGGAUUCGAGAGUGGAGGAAAUGCAGAAAGCAGGAAUAGGAACGAGUGGAAGGGAGCACAAAUCCACUGCAGGCCUGUUACGGCCGUAGAGUUGAAUCGGCAUAUCCGGAGUGGCAGGCGGAGUUGCGAAGAUGGCGGAAAUUCACGCAAGCGUAGACUGAGCGACAGCAAGGUUUCGUUGGAAGUGAAGAAAAUGUGUAAUGUCAAUCUGAUGUCAAUCAGGCAGAGGGUGGAUACGCGGGGGUCGAUAUACAAGGGAGGUGCGGAUAACAUCCAACAUAGGAUUCAGCAGGAAAGGAAGGGUGUGUCGGAGAAGGAGGGGUCCGUAUCAAGACAGCCGUCCGGCAAUAAAGAGGUUAUCAGACAGAACAUAAUUAGUAGGAAGGCCGUAAAGAGGAGAUCCGGACCCGAGCCAGGAGACGAGGCAUUUGAGGGUGUGUCAGAGGGAAGAAGGGGGCGAGUUGUUUGCAGACAGGAGAGCAACGAGGAAGACAGAGGGAUUUUAAUUAAAAGGCUGUCCACAGAGCACCUGAGAUCCACCAAGGAACAGGUUAUUGUAAGUAGAGAAGUUAGGGGAGGAGAAGACAAUGAAAGACCUGCGUCUUUUAGUGACACAAAGCAAUCGACACGCAAUGCGGUGAAUGGAAUGGAUUCGGAGCGCCAACGGAAGCGGCGGAGCAGCGGAUGUCAAAGGCAGACUGGCGAUGUAGGGCGUAAAUCAAGAACGAUUAGAGCCCCUCGAGAUCGCUCCCCCGAGGACGUAUAUGAGCAUGACAAGAUAUCCCGAAACUCACCUCUAUUCCCUGAAAAUAUCUUAUCGAGCACUCGUGUGCAAGAUGCGAAGAAGCUCCGAUUGAAUUAUUUUGAUGGGGCAGGUUUAAAAGAAUCAAAUGACAAGGGUAAUAUGUCACCAAUUCGCAUCCCUAGAAAUGAAAAAGUACGAGCCACACCUCUCAACAAAAAAGCAAGGCCGUUACUACGAGCUAAAUCUAAAUCUACGGAAGAAGGUGCCCCGACGCGUAGAGCUUCACCAAGCCCUAGGGAUGUCGACGACGGGGCACGUGUCACUGGCAGGGACAAAGGAUCGCUACCUCUCACUAAAUCCAAGGUCGAUGCUCCUACACCUGAAAGAAAAAGUCGAACUCAACCACGUGACUCAUAUGCCGUCGGGAAACUAAUCGCGAGUGACGUCAUACGGAGGCUUGAGAAGCGGUCUGUCGUGCCAACACAGAAUACCAUACAUACACGAAGAGUUAUCGACGGCCCCAGAAAACAGACGCCCAUGCGCCGAAAGCAACUGACUCCUGAAAUUUCUGGAGACACGUGGAAGCCAGUGGCGUCGCCCCAUUUGUUGUCCAAGCCUCUUCAUCUAGGAGACUCUGUAGAACGUCAAAAGAACUAUGUGAGGGAGCCAGAAAGAACUCUUAGAACGCCUGGAUGGAACUCAAACGGGUCGCUAUGCCGGGGACCUCGGCUAUGCUCUAAGGCUAUCUGCCUUGAUUGUGGUAGCUAUUCUAGCUAACAGUAAACAUUUCAUUGCGGGUUUUUCAUCUGCUUUCUUUCAUAACAUGGCAAACGUUUACCAAAUUAAGAAAUGCAACCUAUAUAUCAUUAUACAUUUUGAUAUUUUAUUAUAAAUGUUUUAUAUGUAAAGCUCUUUUUUAGCGUUAACUUCAUCUUUUUACUUUAAUUGUAUGUAUUUUUACAAUAAAUGUUUUAAACAUUAA
Messenger RNA from Nematostella vectensis (starlet sea anemone), 3241 nucleotides. RefSeq lists its product as uncharacterized. The transcript has 4 exons. Lineage: Eukaryota; Metazoa; Cnidaria; Anthozoa; Actiniaria; Edwardsiidae. The record is from RefSeq and is a predicted model, not a curated record. Bases 40 to 3036 code for a protein of 998 amino acids.